This is a messenger RNA of Thamnophis sirtalis, 1613 nucleotides long. The record is from RefSeq and is a predicted model, not a curated record. Lineage: Eukaryota; Metazoa; Chordata; Lepidosauria; Squamata; Natricidae.
UGCGAAUGACUGAGCAGCAGCGGCAGCCGCAGUAGUAGCAGUAAUCAUAAUAAUUGCAGACGCCGCCACAGCUGUUCGGGCUGCUUUUUUGGCUCUUUCCGCUGUCGCCAGCCUUGAACGGGUUGAGGGAGCGCAUCUUCGAGCUGCUUCUAAAGGACGGCUUGCUGCUGCAAAAAUAGUCCCCGAAAAUAAGGCACGUUCUUGUUGCUCUGGGGGCGCGCGGAGAGGAUGAAGCAAUGCCGAGAGUGGGCGCUGCUCUUUUUGGGGGUCGGCAGUCUCCUCGCCACCAAAGUAAACAAGCACAAGCCAUGGAUUGAAACAUCUUAUCAUGGAGUUAUUACUGAAAACAAUGAUACAGUCAUACUGGAUCCUCCAUUAGUUGCCUUGGAUAAAGAUGCUCCUGUUCCAUAUGCAGGUGAAAUCUGUGCUUUUAAAAUCCAUGGACAAGAAAUGCCCUUUGAAGCUGUAGUCCUAAACAAGACAUCUGGAGAAGGUCAGCUUCGAGCAAGAAGUCCAAUUGACUGUGAAUUGCAGAAGGAGUACACAUUUAUCAUUCAGGCAUAUGACUGUGGCACAGAGCCUAGUGGAACCAACUGGAAAAAAUCUCACAAAGCUGUGGUCCAUAUCCAAGUAAAAGAUGCUAAUGAAUUUGCACCUGCUUUUAAAGAAGCAUCUUAUAAAGCUACAGUGACAGAAGGAAAGAUCUACGACAGUGUAUUACAGGUAGAAGCCAUGGAUGAAGAUUGUUCCCCUCAAUACAGCCAGAUAUGCAAUUAUGAAAUUGUCACAACUGAUGUUCCAUUUGCCAUUGACAGGAAUGGGAAUAUCAGAAAUACUGAAAAGCUCAGCUAUGACAAAGAGCAUCAGUAUGAAAUAAUGGUAACAGCUUUUGACUGUGGGCAGAAGCGUGCAACUGAAGAUGUCCUGGUACGUGUUGAAGUUAAGCCUGUGUGUAAACCUGGAUGGCAAGACUGGAAAAGGCAUAUUGAGUACAAGCCUGGUUCUGGAAGCUUACCUUUAUUUCCCAUUAUUCACCUGGAGACAUGUGAUGGACCAGUUUCUUCUAUCCAUGCAACUGUUGAGCUUCAGACCAACUAUAUUGGAAAAGGCUGUGAUCGCGAGACAUAUUCUGAGAAAUCUCUGCAGAAAUUAUGUGGAGCAUCUUCAGGUGCCAUUGACCUAUUACCAACACACAGCACUACAAAUAACUGGACAGCUGGUCUUCUGAUGGACAGCAAUGAUAUGGUUUUUAAAUUUGAUGGAAAACAAGGUGCCAAAAUUCCUGAUGGAAUAGUACCAAAGAAUCUAACUGAUCACUUUACCAUCACCAUGUGGAUGAAACAUGGCCCAAGUCCAGGAUUAAGAGCAGAGAAAGAAACUAUUUUGUGUAAUUCUGAUAAGACAGAAAUGAAUCGACACCAUUAUGCACUUUAUGUGCAUAAUUGUCGACUAGUGUUUUUGUUACGGAAAGAUUUUGACCAAGCUGAUACCUUCCGUCCUGCAGAAUUUCACUGGAAGCUUGACCAGGUACAUAAAUUAGCUUUUAUUAUAAUAAUUACCUAAAAAUUCUCCCAUAGUGUUACAUGAAGAAUGUAUCCAUACAGUAGACUCUA